This is a messenger RNA of Hymenoscyphus albidus, 2913 nucleotides long. The record is from the annotation of a GenBank genome assembly. Lineage: Eukaryota; Fungi; Ascomycota; Leotiomycetes; Helotiales; Helotiaceae.
CUGUAACAAGACAUCCCAGACACAAUUUGGACGACCAAUCGGGAUUUAGACAAAAGAAAAGAAGACCCAACCAUUGGUAUUGUAACGAUGCAAAUCACGAAUUCCCCGACCCACGUAUGCAUCGGAUAAAGGAAGGUCAGCGUAAUCGUGAUUGCUGAAGAUAAAUCAUCCUACCUACAUUGCAUAUUCUCCGCAUAUAGUACCGAGACCUGCGUCCAAUUGUGGAUCCUGUCAGAGCAGGCCCCCAGGAAGGCGCCGAAGACGUUUACCAGACUUUGAGAACUUGUGGAAGGAGGUAGAUAGGUACGUUGCCAUGAGGUUCGAAUUCUAGACCAAGUGGACCCGUGGGUCAUGUUCUUGCUUUCUUUUCAGUGAAUCUUGUUUUUUUUUCUCAUCUCACAUGUUUUUGUCAUAAUUUGCUCUCUCAGAUUCUUUUUGGUAAAACAUACGUCACAGAGUGAUACACUGACAAGAUGGUGUUGAAGCAGUUUAUUAGCUCUCAAUAUCGUGCUUUCACCAUGCCGGAUGACUUCUAUGAUCCGGUUACCAAUGUCACUAUCUCCAUACCACCAUGGAGCACUCGACUUUGGGAAUCGGUGAAGCAUCCCGAUCCAAACGUGCUGUUAGCCAUGGUUCUGGGUCCGCUUCUGAUGCUUCUGAUUACGAGAUAUUUGAGCGGACGACCGAGAGAGGGAAGUGGAAAGGAGAGGAGUGCUUGGAUGCUGCCGUACUGGAUUCCGUUUUUGGGUCAUGGCUUUCAUUUGUGAGUAUUCCCAGGGCUGGAUUUGGGAUGAGAUCUCAUGACUAACCCCAAGCUUAGUCUAUGGGAUCCUGUGUCACUAUUCAAGGAAGCGAGGUUAGUUGGAGAAAAUUCGUUCUGGGAUUUGAGUAACGCUGAUACUGCUUUAGAGAACAAAGUCCACAUUCUAUCUUCUCAUUAUAUCUUGGAGGGACCACUCAUAACAUAAGUAGGCCCACAAUUCCAUACUUUCCCCCAUUUCUGAUUCUGGCCUUCAGACGUUUUAGGAGGAAUUUGAGAUAUCAGAUAUCUUACAGCAUCAGCUAAUAUGUCCAAUAGUAUCUGAUCCAAAACUUGUCCAGAGGUUGUAAUACCCAUUUUCUUAUCUGGUUGGUUGACGUGACUAACUCUUAUGUAGUGUGAUGGCACAGCGUGAAUCUCACGUGCAAUUUACGCCCGUAGCUCGGACAAUAGUGCAAAGAGUAAGUGAAAUGGACCCACAUCAUUUAAGUCUCAUAGCUAAACAAUUGUAGUUCUUUGGUCUUCCUAAAAGUAGUAAAGAGAAAUACGAUAAAGCAUGGGAGGUAUGUCUUCAUUUAUCUGCGGUCUCUUGUUCCCGGAUCUUAACUGAUCUCAACAGGAGUUAAAUUCCAGCUUUUCAUACAUUGCAAGAGACCCAUUCUUUGGAACUCUUCUGAACGGAACUGUGAAGAACAUUGAGAACAAUGUAUCCCACAUGAUUUCAUUCGUGGACACAGCCAUCGACCUCGAACCCUGGGAGAAAUGGGGAAAUGCUUCUUAUAUUUCAGACGAAGAAACUGAAAUUGAUUUUGCAGCAAUGAUCCGAGAUGUGAUGGGUCAUUGUUCGGUUCCCGUAAUUUAUGGAAGUGCUUUCAUCGAAAAGUUUCCUAAUGUUUUACAUGAUGUUUACGAAAUGGACAAGGGAAUGCCAUAUUUCCUCAUGGGUUUUCCAUCUUGGUUCCCUUGGCCUUCUGUUUUGAAAGCUCAUAUUGCUCGGAACAGAGUUUGGCAGGCUUUGGAUGAUCAGCAGAGAGCUUUUGACGAUCUCUCUGAGGGAAAAGAGAUAGAUUACAGCUGGGGUGAUCUGGAUGAUGUGAGUGACUUUAGCAAGAGGAGGCAUGAGAUAUACAGAAGUAAGAUCUUCACCCGCACCUGGAUUUCAUACCCUAAUCAUUCAAAUCACAGAAUACGGCUUCGAAGUCCGAGAACGUGGAGAGUUUACAGUAAGUCAGCUUUUCUGUACUCCCCUACUUGAAAUUCACUAAUAACAAAAAUCACAGACCCUCUGGGCUCUAAUAAUUAACUCUUCCCUCCUAGUCUACUGGCACCUCCUCUAUAUUCUCUCAACUCCUGAUCUCCUCUCUCGUCUUCGCACUGAAAUCGCUCCCUACGCAACAGUAGAAAAACCUCUCUCCAUCGGUAAAAUCUCAGAGGCACCACGAUUAUCCAUCAACCACGAAGGACUAGCCAAAAACUGCCAUCUCUUCAAAUCCACAUACUUCGAGGCCUUGAGACUUACAGAUCAACCUUGGAGUGUAAGGAAGGUUUCUAAUGAUGUUGUUAUCUCUGGGGAUGGGGGUGAGGAAGAGGAGAAUGGGGAGAAUGGGGAGAAAUACGUUAUGAGAGAAGGAGAGUAUAUUACUAUGCCUCAUGAUUUGCAUAUGCGGGAUCCGAUUUACUUUGUAAAUCCGGAAAAGUUUGAACCUGAGAGGUUUUUGGAGAGGGAUGAAGAGGGGAAUGGUAGGGCUGAGAUGGGCAGUAUUGUAUGUUAUUCUCCCUUUCCUUCUUACUUACUAAUGCCUUCCACCACCAUGUCAUAUAAACCCAUAACUGAUCAAGAUAGCGGCCCUACGGCGGAGGAGUCUCCCAAUGUAAAGGCCGUGGCCUCGCAGAAAGAGAGUGUAUCUCUCUCGUUGCUGGUAUCAUUGCAUUUUGGGAUAUUGAACUGGUGGAUAAGAAGAAAGGAUGGGUUGUACCGCCUCAGGUUAAGACUACGGCUGUGGCAAGACCGUUGUUUGACACGAGAGUUAGGAUCAGGAGGAGGAAGUUUGAGUGGGAGGUUUGAUGGAGGGGUAAAAAGAGAGCCGGUGGUUAAAGUGGAAGGCUCGUCAGAUCUCAAUUUUGAUGUAGCCUGUUUCAAGCUUAAGUUUAGA